This is a messenger RNA of Phaedon cochleariae (mustard beetle), 3271 nucleotides long. Lineage: Eukaryota; Metazoa; Arthropoda; Insecta; Coleoptera; Chrysomelidae. The record is from the annotation of a GenBank genome assembly.
AUGGAGGAACCCGACAAAUCAGAGGAAAUAUGUCGAUUAUGCGACGAUAAUAGCGAGAAAAUGUUUAGCAUAUUCGACAAAAACGAAGAGGGCAUUGAAACCCUUCAACUUAUAAAAGAAUGUUUGCAGAUCAUAAUUUAUAGAACUGACCCAUUAUCAAAACAAAUAUGUGAAAGUUGUUUGGAAAGUUUGGACACCCUCAGCAAAUUCAGAAGGAACGCUGAAGAAAUUGCUGAAAAACAGAGGGACAAACUCAGAUCCAGUGAUGAAGCAAAUACCAGAGUAGUCCAAUUAUUUCUACAGUGUGGAGAUAUUACAGACGAAUCCUCCGAACUGAAAGAUGCUAGCACCUCGACCGAAGAUCUCACAGUCCUUUGUAAAGGCUGCAAAAAAGCCAUCCGGGACGGCAGCGAGGUGAAUGGAGAAGUGGAGCUGUGCACGGAUCUGCACAAGGCCAUCGCCGAAUCGAUGGUGAAGAAUGAAGUGGCCAGCGACGAGAAGUCGUUGCGGAAGAGGAAAGUGGUGCCGUUCUAUCAUGAGCUGGACGAUUCCAUUUGCAGCAGUCUGACGGAGUACAACACGGAAGGAUCUCAGGGCUUGGACGAACCGAGCGACUCGUCGUCGUCGGACUCGGACGAGGCGCAGCGACCGACGAAAAGGCGUCGCAUCGAGUCGGGCGAGGACGAGGACAACGAUAGCAACAAAGACGACGAGAGCAACAAGGACGGCGCGUCUGUAGACCCGUUGGCACUGGAGGGGCGAGAGGGGCUGACGAUCAGGCACCCCGACGAGAUCAACGGGGAGGGGAACGUGGAGGAGAACGGGGAGGAGAACGAGGAGGAGGUGGGGGUGGAGAAUAGUUUCGCCGACGAGGAGGAGAUCAGAUACCAACCGCUGACGCUGCUGAUGCUGGCCCUGAACGCGAUCAACGUGAUGAACGUGCCGGACUACGAGCCGGACGAGUACACCUGCGAGACGAUCUACCCGGAGUGCAACUACUGCGGCGCCCGGUUCCAGAACUACAAGAUGCUGGCGGUGCACGAGGUGGGCCAUUUGGACGUCGAGAUGGGCGACAAGAUCGACAAUCCGAUUCCGUGGCAUUCGUCGAGGGACGACGCCGAGAUCCGCAACAAAUGGCUGACCUUCUUCGACGAGAACGGCUACGAGGACGACGACAUCGUCAUCGACGAGCAAGUCGACGUCGACGUCGAAACGGUCGACCCCACAGCCUCCAACCUACUCGUCCCCGUCCCGGAAAUGGUCAAGCCGGAGGGAACAUCUGGGGGGGCGAGUGGGGCAUUGGGGGGGCCGGUGCCAGAAGGGCAGACGGCGCCCAAGCUGACCGGCGAGGAGAAGAUCGUGUUGGCUGGCACGCAGCCCACGGUGAACGGUUUUUAUUUGGGGGACUAUGCAAAGGAUGACAGGAAGUUGCUGUACCAGUCGAUGCGGAUAGCGGGGGUGAACAAGAAGUUCUGUACGCUGUGUCGCUACACAUUCAAGGACAACUGGGCCAUCGAGAGCCACUACUUCUCGCUGGCGUGCUUCUACACGUGCCGCUACUGCGGCAUGCGCUUCAACAAGCAGCGGCACAAGUUCGAGGAGCACGUGGACGAGCACAAGGCGGAGAAGCACGAAGUGUCUGCGAAGGUGUACGCGGCGAGCAAGCUGAGCAACGUCAUCCCGAAGGUGCUGCACCCUCCUAAGCCGAGAAGGAUCGUCGUGACGCAGCACAAUCCGUCGCCAGAGAUGUUCGGGGCCCAAGGGCAGAACAGUCCGGCGUUUAACCAGCAGAUGAAGAUGAAAAAUGUCAUGGAAAGGCGUAGUCUACAGCCGAAUUUACAGAUCAAAGAGGAGCCCCAGGACUCCAAAGAUUUCAUCACCUCCCAGUCCAAGUCUGGCAACCAGGCCUAUUUCUGCCGGAAAUGCUACAAGGUUUUCUUCAAGUUGGACGAAUUCAACAUCCAUAGCAAAAACUGUGACUUUCACCAGUUCCCAGCGCGGAAUUCGGGGGGUAGGCCGAACUUCGGCCCCCCCAAGAACGGGGAAGUUUCUCCCGCCGGUAGGCCUAUGCGAAAUUGUACCAAAGAAAUUGGGCCUUAUAAAGAUGAGGUGUAUUUGCCUGACUCGAUAAUGAGGGAGAAGGAGCCGCGACAGCAGCACGUUCCGGGCCAGAGUUUCGUCUGCUUCAUCUGCAACACCCCUUUCCCUACCAUCUAUUCCAGGAACAGCCACAUGCGCAUCCACAAGGGCGAGAUGCAGCAGAGCCCGAUGCCGCAGCAGCAGGGCCCCCCGCCCAGCUACAAGGCGCGGGCGCCGCAGGCCAGUCAGAAUAAUCACAUGAUGCAGAACUACCGUUCCCCCGCCGCCAACCACCAGCCCCACCACCGGCAGCAGCUGCACAGUCCCAUCAUGGAGAUGAUGGAGAUCAAGCAGGAGCCGAUGGACGCCGCCAUGGAACCCAUGGUCGAGAUCUACGAGCCCGAACAGCCCACGGUGUUUCCCGAAUCGCUCGGCGAUGGGGCUGUCAGCAUCACGCCCAUCAGCAAGAACCCCAACAAGCAGCAGCAGCAACAGCAGCAUAGGGGGAGCUUGGGAGUGAGCAAUGUGAUGCGGAUGGUGCAGGGGAAUUCGCAGCUGUCGAUCAAGAAGCCGCAAGAGAAGAUGCAGCAGCAGCAGAUGCAAGUGCCGAGCGGCAGUAGCUCCCACGCCGCUAUGGCCAUGGGCAUGGGCAUGAUCUUCCCCGACCCUGAUCGCACCUACAAGUGCUCCUCCUGCUGGGAGGCGUUCGCCAACAAGUCCCACCUCUACUUCCACAAGAAGAACCAGUGCGAGGGAUCGCGCCUGCCCUGUCCCUUUUGCAAGAAGCGCUUCGGCACCGAGGCCGAGUACAGUUCGCAUAUUUAUUAUAGUCAUCCCGAGUAGGCCUACUGUUCAAACGAACUACUUUGCGCUAAAGGCGAGCGGUGUGUGGGAAGAUCAAUGGGAAAACGUUCGAUAGAAGAAUAGGUCGUUAACUUUCGUUGCCUCUACGCAUUUCUGAAUUCAAAUUGGGUCCUUAUGGUUCCGAAUCAUCUGAACAAGUUCAAAUUUAUAAGGAGAUUGAUCAAAUUCGAAUUCAACAUGUCGCACGUUAACUUCCACGAGUUGAACUUGUUUUAGAGCUUCCAUCUGCUCUGUAGACCUACUGUGCAAACGAACUAUUUUUAUUGAAGGCGUGCAGUGUGGUAGAAUCGAUGGGAAAGCGUUCGAUGGAAGAAUAUAUCGUUAGCUU